AUGAUAUGGUCGUGGGUUCGACUCCCACUAUGGAUAAACCGCUGCACCCUUCGUGACUAUGAUGAUGGACUGAUAAAUAUCACUAGGGAAAGCACAAAUAUUACUGUUUCUAGGUAUCACUUUUGUCAACAUGACAAGACAAUGCUCAUUGGAGCAGACCCUUCUCAUAUUGGCGACAGAUGCAUUCGAGUGACCAUUCACCAUUGUUUUUUUGAUGGGACCAAACAGCGGCAUCCUCGAGUUAGAAAUGGGAAAGUGCAUCUUUUUUUUUUUCGACGGUGGGGCAUUUAUGCUGUUUGUGCUAGUGUGGAAUCACAAAUACACUCCCAAUGCAAUAUAUAUGAAGCAGGACAAAAGAAGGUGGCAUUUAAAUAUCUCACAGAGAAGGCAACUGACAAGGAGGAGGCAGCAACUGGCUGCAUAAACUCUGAAGGGGAUUUAUUCGUAAGUGCAACUCAAGCGGGGCUAAUGACCAAGGAUACUGCACACAAAAUGUUUCAUCCUAGCGAACGCUACCCUAAAUGGACAGUGGAACUGCCCACGGAUGAUCUUAAGCAAGUUCUCCAGCGUUGCACAGGAUGGCAGUCUGUUCCACAACCUGCAGAUCAGAAGGCGGUAGCGUAGU
Messenger RNA from Quercus robur (English oak), 625 nucleotides. RefSeq names its product probable pectate lyase 4. Lineage: Eukaryota; Viridiplantae; Streptophyta; Magnoliopsida; Fagales; Fagaceae. Bases 1 to 624 code for a protein of 207 amino acids. The transcript is spliced from 7 exons. The record is from RefSeq and is a predicted model, not a curated record. Gene Ontology annotation, molecular function: pectate lyase activity.